Messenger RNA from Oryzias melastigma (Indian medaka), 3322 nucleotides. Its product is annotated as thymic stromal cotransporter homolog. The record is from RefSeq and is a predicted model, not a curated record. Lineage: Eukaryota; Metazoa; Chordata; Actinopteri; Beloniformes; Adrianichthyidae. The transcript has 7 exons. Gene Ontology annotation, molecular function: transmembrane transporter activity. Gene Ontology annotation, cellular component: membrane. The coding region runs from base 671 to 2011 and encodes 446 amino acids. Gene Ontology annotation, biological process: transmembrane transport.
AACGGUAAUGCGUAGUUCAUUGGAAAUUCACUUUUUGGUUGUGGGCGGUACUGUUGGCAUGAUGGAGCAACCCCACCCCCAUUCCCCUUCUAUUUCUAAGAACCAUUAGCGCAUUUUCUCCGUCACAAAUACAAUUAUUUUCAAUUUUUUUUUCGUCUUCUCCUGAUUUGCAACAAUAUCAUUAAGUAAAUACUCAGAAUUCCAAUUUUAAGCUUUAUUUUCUUUACAUGUAUGAAAAGGGGCAACAAGAACAUGUUAAAAACAGCCUUUUCAUUGGAGUGGGUCUUUACGUUUUUAAAGGGUCAAAAUCUGCUCCUUUGUUUGGGUUUGGGUCACGUGGCAAAUUCACCUGAACAUUCCUGUUUGACAACUUUUUUUGGUCAGGUGAUCUGGCAGCUAGAAAAGAGUGGUUUGUUUUGGGGUUUUUAAAUGAGAGAAGAAUUGCUGCUGGAAACAGUAAAACAAAGUGUUAGCAUCAGCAUCAACUGUCUGACAGUGUAACCCAGAAAUACACAAUUCUAGUUACAAAAUAAGAACAAGUGACAGUUCGUGGUAGACGUUUGGGGAGUUUUGUGUCAGAAACUUUGAUGCAGAGGAGGAAGUGUGUGGUUCCGCCCCGUGGCUCCGGCUUUGAGGAGCAGAGCUUUCAUUCUUCCUCUAACAGUGGAGCAUGGUGGUGCCGGGGAUGUGUCAGCUCGCCUCCGCCGCGCUCCGGCACGUCGAGCCGGUGAUCGUGCUGGAGCAGCUGGGGAACACGCUCUUCGAGACGGCGCUGCAGAUGGUGGUGAAGGACCGCAGCGUCAACGCCUCCUCCACGGAGGCCGAGCAGCAGAAAGUCAUGACGGACUUCUACCUGACCUACAACCUCCUCAUCCGCUUCGUGCCGAUCCUCCCCUCCCUGCUGCUGGCCAGGCUGAGCGACCGCGGCUGGAGGAGGGCGCCGGUCGUGGUGCCUCUGAGCGGCUACCUGCUGUCCCGGCUCCUGCUGCUGCUGGUGGUGCUGGUCCGACUCCCGCUGGAGGUCAUGUUCGGGGCGGCGGCUCUGUUCGGCAUCACCGGGGGGUUCAGCGCCUUCUGGCCCGGCGUGAUGACCCUAGUGUCGCUCCGGUCCUCGGCAGCAGAACGCUCCAAGGUGAUGAUGAGGGUGGAGCUGCUGUACGGGGGGGCAGGUCUGGUGGCCAGCUUGGUGUCGGGACAUCUGUUCCAGCUCUACACCUCCAGUCUGGGGAACGGGACCAUCCUGCUGAUUGUGAGCACCCUGCUGCAUCUGCUCAGCCUCUGCCUCGCCGCGUUCCUGCUGCAGGUGAAGUAUGUGAGCCAGGAGGAGCCAGAGGAGAACCGCAGCCUCCUCUCCCCAACCUCCCACAAUGCUCCUGUAGUUGAAGGCCCGGCGAGGAUCAACAAGUUGAACGUGGCUCUGCUGUUCACCGCCGCGUUCCUGUAUGACUUUGCAGUGGGAGGAGCCAUAUCAUUGCUGGGACCAUUUGUCCUGAAAGCGCCGCUCAGCUGGACCGCCGUGCAGUUGGGGUACGGGAACGCAGCAGGAUGUGGGAUUUUCUUCACUAGUUUCGUCGGCGCCGUGGUGUUCCGGCGCUUUGCCAGCGAUGAAACAAUCAUCCUGAUUGGCAUGGUGUCCUUCGCCUUUGGCAUCUACCUCAUGACCUUCACCACAACAACAGCCAUGUUCUACAUCGCUCGAUCCUUCAACCUGUUUGCCCUCAUCCCCAUGCCGACCAUCAGAUCUCUGCUCUCCCAGCACGUCCCAGCAUCCUCAUGGGGCACCGCCCUGACCUUCCUGCAGAUGACCCUGAAGAUCGCAGGCAUAAUCUACAUUCCUGUUUUCACUAGUGUCUACCAGAAAAGUCUGGAUUGGCUCCCAGGAAUGGUCUUCCUGCUUGCCAGCAUCAUCACCGUCUGUGCCAUGAUUCCCAUUAGCAUUUUAGGCUGCAGAACAGCUAAAGGAAAACAUUACAAGAGCAUCCAGGAGGAUCCAGGGAGCUUGAACCAGUGAUGCGGUCAUGAGAGGGGGGGACUUCCCGCUCCGCCGAGGAACAUGGGAACCGAUACCUGAAAUGAUCAAAAUCUAAGCUGUGCCUUCUGCUGCCUCUGUUACAGACAGGAAACCAACAGCGUUACGUUCAUGGGUUUUUUUGCUGUUUCUUUUUUACUGCAGUGCCAGCAGAGACAGUAAUGUUUAUCUGAUCAGCUCAGACAGACUGAGCUGAAAUGAUCGAAAGUGACAAAUCUUUGAAGAAAUCAACUCUGCAGACGUCAUUGACAGAAGGGGUUUUUGAAAUGCAGAAGUCAUUCAGAAAGACAACACUCCCAUAGUGACUUCAUCACAAAAAAACCCCUGGUGGGGUCAAAAAAGGAAGGAAAACUGAAAAGAAAAAUAUUUUUUUCGAUCCACUUCCAGUUUUAUAUUCAGUUCUUUGAUUCUAAGGUGGAAGUUUGAUCUUAACUUUUAAAAAGUUUCUUAAUUACCGACCUGUUUGUGUUUUUACAGGUCUCAUCGCCUAUCGGUGAUUCAUUUGUUAUCCUACAGUUACAAACACGUCCUAAAAUAUUUGGACUUCUGCCUUUUUUUUUUUUUUUUACACGUAAUCUACCGGGCUACUGAUUAAUACUAAAGAGUUUCAGGUCUUUGUCUUUGUUUGUUUACCUGCUAAAUGCACUUUUCAGAUUGGACCAAACCACCUUAAAAUAUUAGUUGCAUCAGCUGCCCGACUUUGGUAUCGUCCAAAUGGACACAAAAAGGAAGAAAUCUGGCCAGUGUAGCUUUUCCUCCAUAGUAUGUUGCUAAUAUUUAGGUUCUUCAUUUCAUCAGUGACCAAAAUGACAUUUUAUUUUUUUUAUUUUGUGCUGCUUUCUAUUUUUGUAUUUUUGAAGGGGGUUAUUGGCUGAUUCGAAUACAUAGCAAUCAUGAUCAUAGCCGCUUUUUGGUCCGUUUAGUUCACACUGUGGUGAACCACACCAGGGUUCACUUGCAUGUGUACGGUUCAGUUGCAAGAAUUUGAGUUUACUGGAAAAAAUAGACUUUCUGGUGUGGAGCAAACAGUCUGGAUUGAAAACACUUUUAGACAACCUCCACACAGUGAACCAAAAUGAUUUUUUGCACCAAUGUAAGGAGCCCCUAUAGGAGAUUGAAGUUAAAAACAAAUUUAAAAAUAGUACUGGUUUCUUGUGCGCACAAGAAACCAGUACUAUUUUUUAAUUUUUGCUUACUAGUAAAUGUCCCUUUUGGGGCUCCGUAUAGAUGAAACUUGUGGAAACUUUGUUUUUUAUCGUGACUUGCGACUUUUUUUUUUUAAGUACUACACUG